Molecule: messenger RNA, 3853 nt
Organism: Tachysurus fulvidraco (yellow catfish)
Lineage: Eukaryota; Metazoa; Chordata; Actinopteri; Siluriformes; Bagridae
Gene: arhgap10
Product: Rho GTPase activating protein 10
Exons: 23
Coding region: 457-2820 (787 amino acids)
Biological process (GO): signal transduction
Cellular component (GO): cytoplasm
Molecular function (GO): GTPase activator activity; protein binding
Source: RefSeq, a predicted model, not a curated record
AGAAGAAAAAAAACAGAAAGGUCGCGCGUGCAGUGGGAGGAUCUUCUCGAGCUGCUCAUUCUGUCAUUGCGAAUGUCUGGGCGACGUGGACCUUCAACUCUACACUAACUUUAUUUUCUUCUUCUACAAAGUGUUUCAUUUUAUGCAAUCUAUAAAGCGAAUCAGUUCUAAUCCGUAUAGACGCGGGUUAGGUUUUUUUUUUUUUUCUCCCUAGACAAACACUUUAUUCAACUUUAUUAUUUAUAGAAAAAGAGUGCAUGUAGAAAAAGCUGUUGGACUUAUUUUGGGGGGGAAAAAAACUGAAGUGGACUGAACAAAAAAAAUAAAGCUGAUGUAGAGUUAAACAUCCGGAUCUUUUUGGUUAUUUGUUUUGUAGCUGGGCGUCUUGUUAAUAGACGCCUAAGAGUGAAUUCCGUCAGAGUUAUUUAUUAAUAAGGGAAUAGGAAUCCAAUAGAAAUGGGGUUGCACCCGUUGGAGUUCAGUGAGUGUUACCUGGACAGCCCGAUUUUCAGGGAAAAAAUCAAAGCUCAUGAAGCAGAGCUGGAUAAAACCAACAGGUUUAUUAAAGAGCUUUAUAAAGACGGGAAAAAUCUCAUCAAUGCCACUAAACAGCUCUCUCAGGCCCAGCGUAAGUUUGCUCAGUGUCUGAAGGAUUUCCAGUUCGAGUACAUCGGGGACGCAAAGACUGACGAUGAAAAGUGCAUCGAUGAGUCUUUACAGGAGUUUUCCUCCUUCCUCAGAAACCUGGAGGAUCAGAGGGAGCUGAUGAUGACGAACAUUACAGAGACACUGAUGAAGCCUCUAGAGAAGUUUCGGAAGGAGCAGCUCGGUUCAGCCAAAACUGAGAGGAAGAAAUACGAGAAGGAAACUGAGAAGUAUUAUACGUCAUUGGAGAAGCUCUUAAACAUGUCGGCGAAGAAGAAGGAACCGCAGUUGCAAGAGGCAGAUGGGGUAGUAGAGAUGAUGAGGCUGCACUUUCAGGAGGAGUCUUUGGAGUAUGUGUGCAAGCUGCAGGAAAUCCAGGAGAGGAAGAAGUUUGAGUGUGUCGAGCCUGUGAGCGCACGCCUCUACCUACCUCGCCUCAAUGCAUUUAGACAUAUGCUGGCUUUUUUUCAGACCAUGUUCACAUUCUACCAUCAGGGAUACGAGUUGGCCAAAGACUUUGAUCAUUACAAGCGAGCCCUGCAGAUCAAUAUUCAGAAUACACGGAGCCGUUUCGAGGGCACUCGUUCUGAAGUGUUUGAACUGAUGAAGAAGAUAAAGGAGGCUCCACAGGACUACAGACAGACCAGCCGCAUCAGCAGCGAGGGUUAUCUCUACGUCCAAGAGAAACGUCCUCCUCCGUUCGGCUCCAGCUGGGUGAAGAGGUACUGCACCUUUGUCAAGGAACAGAAAAUCCUCCACAUGAUCACGUACGACCCCAAAUCCGGCGGCAAGAGUGGUGAAAAUGAAUCUGUCACACUGAAAGCCUGCGUGAGGAAAACUACAGACACACUGGACCGCCGAUUCUGUCUGGAUAUAGAGAUUACAGACCGCCCCGCCACCGUGCUCACAGUCCAGGCACUUUCUGAAGAUGACCAGAGAUUCUGGAUGCAGGCGAUGGGAAGCAAAGAGCCGGUUCACCAUCUCGGGAAAAUCUAUUUAAAAGAAAGUGGAGUCGAUGCGCAGCUGGACGACGUGGGUGUGAGUUUUGUGAGGAAUUCCAUCAACGCUAUCGAGGCCAGAGGGAUCAAUGACCAGGGCUUGUACCGAGUGGUUGGGGUCAGCUCCAAGGUACAGAAACUUCUCAGUCUGAUGAUCGAAGAAAAGAAUACUGAAUUGGACUUGACCACGUGUGAAGACUGGGAUGUCAAGACCAUCACUAGCGCUCUGAAACAGUUCCUGAGAAGACUUCCCGAGCCGUUAAUGACGUACGCCCUGUAUAAGGAGUUCAUCGUCCUUGCAAAGUGCGCGAGUCCGGAGUCCCGCGUUCAGGCUAUUCACUGUUUGGUACACAGGCUGCCGGAGAGGAACCGAGAGGUGUUGAGUUUAGUCACCAAACAUCUUGCAAAUGUGGCAGACCACAGCAAGCAGAACCUGAUGACGGUAGCGAACCUGGGCGUGGUGUUCGGUCCUACCCUCAUGCGGCCUCAGGAGGAGACCGUGGCGGCCAUCAUGGACCUCAAGUUCCAAAACAUCGUGGUGGAGAUUUUCAUAGAGCAGCACGACAAGAUAUUUGGAGAUGCUCCGAGCGAUUGUCCGUCUUCGUCUCUCUCUCUGCUCACCGCUCCAGCGCGUCAGUCUAAGAAGCAGGCACGCCAGAGCCGCCCGCUGGCUGUGUACAACCCCCUGGACAUCCACACAGUGUCUCCGUCCUCUGAGAACGUCUCUCCGAUCCCCGAUGAAGCCUCUCUGAGCAGUAACGAGUCCGUAUCCUCGCAUUCCUCCACGGGGUCAACCUCAGAAACCCCUCCGGAGAAGACCAAGAAUCCCCAUGGCAACACCGCGGCCAACCCCCAGAACUCUGGAGGGGGCUCAGGCAUGGCGUCGUGGAUGAUCUCUACUCCUACUUGUUUAACACCUCAGACUGAAGCUGCAGACACAGAAGCAGCAGCAGCGGGAGCACAAACAGAUAAAUGUGCAGAAAGUGUCACUCUCAUGAAAGCCAAGGCUGUGUACCCCUGUGAAGCCGAGCACGAUUCCGAACUCUCCUUCCAGGUCGGGGCAAUCUUCCAUGCUGUGACUCCGUCUCGAGAACCUGGCUGGUUGGAAGGAGAGCUGGAGGGCAAACGAGGCCUCAUCCCUCAGAACUACGUGGAAAUACUACAACAAGCGGACUAAGCUAAAUCAUAUCUACAUACAUACAUAGAUACACGGGAAUUUAAUAUACAUGGUAUCCAUGGUGUGGCCUUGACCUCUUCCCCAGCUUACUUACACGAUCUGUUGACCCAUCCAGGAUGUUUCCAGGAGUCGACUUGCUCCUCCAACCGUUUCUGUCGUUUUAAAAGCUGAAGCCGCUUCACAAGUUAAAAACUGUACAUAUUAAAUGUGUUUGAAGGGUGUUUUUUUUUCUGCAUGUUUUUUAACUAGCUUGGCUUUAAUGCAUGGGUGUAUAAAACUAUUUUAUGUUAUUUAACUGAAGCAGUUCCUUUCAUACAAGUGUGUGUUUGUUCAAAGUGAAUAUUCGUAUAUAUUCAUGUGUACAUUAUAGAAAUAUUCAAGCUCUCCCACACGCCAGCGUCCACCUCAAGUGUUUGUCCUGAUGAUUGGUUUUUCUCACAAUGCUUUAUUCUCAUGAGGCAUUUUUUUUCUUUUUUUUUUUUGGUGCUUUGACGCUGUCCAAGAAUCUGGACAGAAUUUGUGUUUAUAUAUAUAUAUAUAUAUAUAUAUAUAUAUAUAUAUAUAUAUAUAUAUAUAUAUAUAUAUAUAUAUAUAUAUAUAUAUACAGUGUGUACAGUACACGAUGAAAAGAUUUCAUACUAUGAACCCAAACCAUUUCAAGAUGCUUGUAAAUGCAGCAUUGCCAAGUCUUGUACACACAUUUAUGCAUCCUUAUUAUUAUUAUUAUUAUUAUUAUUAUUAUUAUUAUUAUUAUUAUUAUUAUUAUUAUUAUUCCCUAAACACUGUUAAAGCUCAAGUUCCUCCAGAGCCCUUACGGACGUUCACGGUUUCUCACGCAGCACCGUUUUAAUUUCAUUCUUUAUUUCUUUUUGUUUUAUUGUCUAACAGUGUUUUCUUCAUACGGUUUAUAUUUGUGACUGAGCUCCGUGGCACUUGUGUAAGACGGCGACUUAUGGCUCGGCGCCGCUCUGAUUUUCGUCUCGUUGGAAAAGCUGUCGAUCGAUGUUAAACAAAUAAACGCUUUUUAGUCCUC